Molecule: messenger RNA, 1980 nt
Organism: Cokeromyces recurvatus
Lineage: Eukaryota; Fungi; Mucoromycota; Mucoromycetes; Mucorales; Mucoraceae
Product: acetyl-coenzyme A synthetase
Exons: 3
Coding region: 1-1980 (659 amino acids)
Cellular component (GO): cytosol
Molecular function (GO): acetyl-CoA synthetase activity; AMP binding
Source: RefSeq, a predicted model, not a curated record
AUGACAAUUGAAGAAAUACCUGUUACCACUUUUCCAGUUCCUAAAAAUCUUUUAGAUGCUUCAAAAAAUCCAAUUCCUUUUGUUAAUUCAAUAGAAACAUACAAGACUUUAUGGAAAGAAAGUGUAGAAAAGCCUGAUCUAUUUUUUGGAAAUCUUGCUCGUGAACUAAUCACUUGGUCAAGACCUUUUAAUAUUGUUCAUCAUGGUUCUUUUGAAACGGGGGAUGUAUCUUGGUUUUUAGAUGGCGAGCUUAAUGUUGCUUAUAAUUGUGUUGAUAGACAUGCUCUUGCUACUCCUGAUAAAAUUGCUAUCAUUCAUGAAGGUGAUGAGCCUGAUCAAGUUCGAAAUAUCACUUAUGGUGAAUUAUUACGUUUAGUAUGUCAAAUGGGUAAUACAUUAAAGAGUUUGGGUGUACGUAAAGGAGAUAGUGUAGCUAUCUAUAUGCCUAUGAUCCCUGAGGCAAUCGUCGCUAUGCUCGCUUGUGCUCGUAUUGGUGCUGUUCAUUCAGUUGUCUUUGCUGGGUUUUCUUCUGAUUCUCUUCGUGAUCGUGUUAUCGAUUGUGCAGCUCGUAUCAUCAUCACCUCUGAUGAGGGUCGUCGUGGUGGUAAAUCGGUGGCUACUAAACGUAUUGUAGAUGAUGCUCUUCGUUCAAAUCAAACACAAGUUGAAAAUGUCAUUGUCUUCCGUCGUACUGGUUCCCCUAUUGAUUGGGUUAAGGAUCGUGAUCUUUGGUGGCAUGAAGAGAUGGCUAAGGCUCGAGCUUAUUGUCCACCUGAACCUAUGAAUGCUGAAGAUCCUCUUUUCCUUUUAUAUACUUCUGGUUCUACUGGUAAACCAAAAGGUAUCUUGCAUACAACAGGUGGUUAUCUCCUGGGUGCUGCUAUGACGGUUAAAUAUGUUUUUGAUUACCAUGAAGGUGAUAUUCAUGCUUGUAUGGCUGAUAUCGGUUGGAUCACGGGUCAUACAUAUAUUGUCUAUGGUCCUCUUGCUUUAGGUGGUACAACUGUCUUAUUUGAAAGUACACCUACUUAUCCUAAUCCUAGUCGAUUCUGGCAAUUGAUUGAAAAACAUAAGAUUACCCAGUUCUAUACUGCUCCUACUGCCAUUCGUGCUCUUCGUCGUCUUGGUGAUCAAUGGGUGGCGAAACAUGAUUUAUCUACACUUCGCGUCAUUGGAUCUGUAGGUGAACCUAUUAAUCCUGAAGCUUGGGAAUGGUAUAAUGAGAAGGUCGGUCAUUGUCAAUGCGCUGUUGUAGAUACCUAUUGGCAAACUGAGACAGGUUCAAUCAUCAUCACUCCUCUUCCUGGUUCUCAUCCUACUAAACCUGGUUCGGCUACUCUUCCCUUCUUUGGUAUUCAACCAGAAAUUUUAGAUCCUGUAACUGGUAAGGUGAUAACAGGUAUUCAUGAAACAGGUGUCCUCGCUAUUCGUCAGCCUUGGCCUUCCAUGGCACGUACCAUUUAUAACGAUCAUGCUCGAUUUGUGGAUACCUAUCUUAAGCCUUAUCCUGGUUACUAUUUUACCGGGGAUGGUGCCUAUCGUGACAAGGAUGGUUACAUUUGGAUUCAAGGACGUGUGGAUGAUGUUAUCAACGUCUCUGGUCAUCGUUUGUCUACUGCUGAAAUCGAGUCUGCACUCGUUCAUCAUGAGGCCGUGGCUGAAGCUGCUGUCAUCGGUGGUCAUGAUGAAUUAACUGGUCAGUGUAUUCAUGCCUUCGUCUCUAUUCGUCCAAACGUGGACGCCGCCGAGGGUUUAGAAAAGGAACUUACCUUACUCGUUCGUAAAAUUAUUGGCCCUUUCGCUACACCUAAACGCAUCUACAUCGUAAAUGAGCACCCAAAAACGCGUUCUGGAAAGAUCAUGCGUCGUAUCCUUCGAAAGAUUGUUAAUGGGGAACAAGAUUCUCUUGGUGAUACCUCUACUCUUGCUGAUCAAUCUGUUAUCCCUACUUUAAUUCGUCUUGUUCAUGGCAACAAGUAA